Molecule: messenger RNA, 4295 nt
Organism: Misgurnus anguillicaudatus (oriental weatherfish)
Lineage: Eukaryota; Metazoa; Chordata; Actinopteri; Cypriniformes; Cobitidae
Gene: hlcs
Product: holocarboxylase synthetase (biotin-(proprionyl-CoA-carboxylase (ATP-hydrolysing)) ligase)
Biological process (GO): protein modification process
Cellular component (GO): cytoplasm
Molecular function (GO): biotin--[biotin carboxyl-carrier protein] ligase activity
Source: RefSeq, a predicted model, not a curated record
UGACGUGGGCGGUGACGGAACAGGAAGUGUUGAGAUCAAAAGUGUGGCUCAGUGUUGACAGGAGACACAUGAUGAGGUACAGAUGGUGAAAGAUGCUAAUAACUUUGUGUUAUGUUUACCUGUGGCUGCGUUUUCAGAGAUAUUACACGAGCGUGAUUCGCGGCGCGAUAUAUCGACGGAGAGGCGCUCACAGCAGCUUCACUUUUUGCGCAGUGCAGACCUCACACGAGGACAAAGUUUUCCUGCAGCUGGGCAAUAAGGUCAUAUACAUCUCCGAGCCACAGGUCUGUGAUGAUCUCAGUCAGUGGAAGCUGCUCGUGGGUUCUUCACUGAUCUGUGCACAGCGGUUAGAGAAGAUCGCAUUCAUUAUAGAGGCGACGUCACGGCAGAAAGUGGGUCUGUCUGCUGCUAACUCGCAUAAGAAACUGCUGAAGUGGUCCGAUUACUGUCUCCCAUUGGCCUGCAGUCCCGGGCAGCCGUACAGGGCCGUGGCUGAAGCCAGUUUGGAAAACUUCAGUCGGCUUGGAGUGGCCUUUAUGGAAGAUCGUCUACGGAUGGAAAAUGGCCUCAUACCUGAAAAAAUAGUUUCUGUGUUGCUCGGUGAAUCGACACUUAAAGAACUGCUGGCCCAGCAGCAGUCAGACAGCAGUGGGAAAAUUGAGGCCAGACAUCCCAAAGAGUUGACAGGAGCUGCUUUAUCCCCGGAGAAAUCUUUGACGAGGCGCAACGUUUCGUCUUCUACUCUCCCUAGAAAGAGCAGCCUACGUCUGACUGCCCGACGCGACUCGGACACGCAGAGCUGUGGGACGGACCGUUCGGACGGCGGGCCUGAGAAACCGGAGGAGCGUGCGUCCGAGCACCACCACAUGGAUGGACGCCACCUCCAUCUCUCCAGUUGCAACGAGUGUCUGCAACUGGAGAACAGCACCAUUCUGUCGGUGAAGUUUGCCUCCGUGGAGAACAUUCCCGAUCUUCCCGAUGACUACGCCGCCACGGACAGCGAGGAGGAGGGCGAGACCACCUCGGGUGUAAACAGGCGGGGAAAUGUUAGUGGAAAGCCACCCAAUGUGCUUGUCUUCACAGGUGGCUGCGAGGAUCAGUACCGUAAGGUUCGCACGGUCCUGGCCGAGUGCAUCGAUACAGACCGCUAUGUCAUCUACCCCUUGCGUCCGCAGCAAGCUCUGAGCGAACCCUGGCCUGAGAAUACGCUCCUGCUGGUGCUCGCCUCCGAUCAGACCCUCACGCCACAACUUCAGCAGCGUUUCCUCUCCUACCUGAGCCAGGGCGGGAAGAUGUUGGGCCUGUCGUCCACGCUCUGCCCCGCCGGACUCGCUCUGCAGCCCAGAGAUGCGCAGAAGGACCAGAUCUGCACGCUGACUUUCACCAAGUCAGACAGCACGGAGGUGCGGCUGAGCGUGCUGGGCAGCGGGAGCGCGUACACGCGUGUGACACACGAUAGUAGCGGCGGGGAGGUGGAGCUCUGGGGGGAGAUCGACGGACAGGAGGAGAAGCACAUGGCGAUCGUUCGGGUGAGGCACGGUGCGGACAGCGGAGAGGCAGUGCUCUGUCAGGUGCGUUUGGAGACGGCCCCAGAUGCUCAGGGUUCUUCAGGGUUCUCUGAGCUAAAGAUGAGCAACGCUCGACGCUACGAGGUUCUGACGGAGAUCUUGACAUCUCUGGGUCUCAGCUGCGAGCUGACUCAGGUGCCGCCUCACAGCCCCCUAUUCCUGCUCGCUACUAAUCAGGAGCAGCGGGACAGAUUCCUGCACUGGCUGAAGGGUCAAGCGGACGGAUCGGUUCUGCAGACGCAAGCCGGGAGACUCCGGGUCAUUAGGGCCGGAGAGAAAGCACCUGAUCUGGACGACGGCGAGCGAGCGUUUCACACCGAACCACCACACGACUUCUCUGAACAUUUCAGUCUGCAGACGUACCAGGAUAACCUUCAAACCCGACGACUGGGCCGAACCGUCAUCUACGCAGAUGUCACAUCCACCACUAUGGACCUGCUAGACAGGAUGAUUCUGGAGCUGCCACAGGAAGUGGGGUUAAUCGCCAUAGCGACGCGUCAGACCCAGGGCAAAGGUCGUGGAGGAAAUACGUGGUUGAGUCCGCUGGGCUGCGCGAUGUUCACGCUUCACCUGCAAGUAGCGCUGGACUCACGGCUCGGUCAGAGAGUUUCCUUUCUGCAGCACCUCGUCUCUCUUGCCGUGGUGGAAUCUGUGCGCACGCUGCCGGGUUACGAGGACAUUGACCUGCGCCUGAAAUGGCCCAAUGACAUUUACUAUAGUAACCUGAUGAAACUUGGAGGAGUUCUGGUCAACUCCACCAUCAUGGGUCAAACGUUCCACCUUCUUAUCGGCUGCGGGUUUAACGUAAGCAACAGCAAUCCGACCAUCUGCAUCAACGACCUGGUGUCGCAGCAGAACCGUCAGCACGCCGGCAGUCUGGAGACGCUCUGUCCCGCGCAGCUCAUCGCUCGUACGGUGACUCUGCUCGAGCGCUUUAUCACAGACUUUCAGCUGCGAGGCCCACAAGCGCUGCUUCCUCUUUACUACAAGAGAUGGGUGCACAGUGGCACACGUGUGCGUCUGUGGAGCGAGGACGGACCUGAGGCCGAGGUGGUGGGUCUGGAUGAGAACGGAUUCCUGCAGGUGAUUUCAGAUCAGGGUGUCGUCUCUGUGCAGCCUGAUGGAAACUCCUUUGACAUGUUAAGAAAUCUGCUGGUAACUAAGUCCAGAUGAAAGCUGAAAACGCUAACCAUUCAUUUGACCACAUGUCAAGCGUUUUUAGCCGUGGAUUUUUGCUUAGAAAUCAUUUUUUAGGAUUUAAACCAACAUGUUAAUUUCUUUGAUCCUCUUAAUGUUUUCGAUCGGCAUAUUGAUUAUGGUGGAUGGGCUUUUGUGCUGUAUUUAUUGUGUAAAGAAAUUUAGAAAAUAUUUUCCCAUAAGUUAAGACUCUUGAAGAUUAUUAUCUUGAAACUGCAGGAAAUAGGGAUGUUGCUUGUGGUUCAGAUGUUGGCUUUGUGUGUGUGAGGAAAACAUUUCUUCUCCUGAAAAUAUAUGACAUGGUUUUUAAUUUUAGUCACAUUUCUCUUCAGGCCUUCCAAUCUCUGUGUAAGUUUACAUAAAAAUCUUUUAUGUUUCUUUUUUGCUUUUGUAAAAAGGCUUUUGUUAAAUCUUUGUAGUUUAUUUACUGGUUGGUUUUUUUGUUUUCAUGUAAUUGUUACUGUGUAUUUUGAUUCAUAUCAUGGAUAUUCAGCAGCUCAUCUAUCAAUAUUGCUCAAUAUUUUGUAAUAUUUCAGAGUUUGUAAACAUGCAUACAAACGUUAUGAAGUAUUAAAAACAAAAUGUAACUAUUUAGUUUUUUGUUCUAUCCAUUAGUUCUUUAAGUGAUGUGUCGUUGAAAAGACUUAUUCAAUGAAAUGAUUUGAUGAGAUGUUCAUAAUUCUCACACUGAUGUUGUUCACAGAUGGAUUCGGUAGCUUCUUUUGGCCACAUGUAGAUCAAGUAAAGAGUAAAGAGAUUCAACCAAAACUUGAACUCUGAGUUGACUUACUCGAGUUUUCGGUUUCAGAACAACUGAUCUGAGUCAGUUUAAUCAACUCCUGACUCUGAGUUAAGUGCGUACCAGUGGCUAGACACUUCCUUAACAGUAAACUCUGAUUACACAUGAGAUUAGGCGAAUAUCUAGCAAACGCAAGCGUCUCUUUUAUCAGAAAUCCUUUAGAUGCGUCCGCAGUCUCUUAUUUUGGCAUGACACGUGAUGCACACACAAUCUCUCAAAGCGCAGAACAAAUAUUUUGAAAUUACGAACCCUAACACAUGACAAGCUACAUACAUGUUCUGACGAACUUCACAUCGUGCCCUUCAAAAAAAUGAAGUCACCAGCCACCACUGGUGCAUACACACAACCACUAUGAAAAACCAUCAUCAAUGAUGCUCCAAUAUUACGAUUCACCAUGGCAACAGCAUGUAAAAAGGGGUCUAAAUCCUUUUUACUACUAAAACUGAAAGUACUGCCGCAAGUGUACAGCAAUUCCGAGUAUAUAUUUUAAAGAAAAGAGUUGUUGUGGGAAAUUGCUACUUGAGUCAAUAGGUACAUGUAAAGGUUCAUCACAGUUAAAAUAUCAGAUGUAAAUAAACUGGGCACAAGAUAUUGAGCCUUAUAUUAAUUUUCAUGCAGAUGCAAUCACAUGGACAAAAGGAACAUGACAGCAGAUAAAAAUCUAAUUAGGAAUAAUACUACAUAAAAGGCUACCGUACUUUACAAAGGUUUGUCUUUAAUAAUUUUUUUUU